AUGGUUUUCACGUCUAUGCUACGGAGCUUUGGACAGAAUAGCUGCUUUAUUGUGUUUUUACUUGCUCAUCCGGCGGCAGUUAAAGUUCUUGGAAGACCAGCCUCUACUGAAGGAACUUGUAGAAACUUCACCUGCCGAUUGAGCUUUUGUCCACGCGCUACCACGGGGUUCAUAUCAGAAGAGUUACGCCGCCAGCAUGAGGUCUCCCACACUCAACUAUCUAUAUGCGACGUUCCAGAAUGUACAUAUCCCCCAUUUUUCUCUUUCAGGGCUCUCAAGCGCCACAUCAACGAGUACCAUCGCUCAGAACCGGCCCUCAGGCCGAUACGGCGAGCAGGCCCUUCGAGACCUUCGAUACCAUUCCUCGAUUCAGGUGCCUUCCUCGAUUCAGGUGCCGAGUCCGCGUCACACGGCUCUCUCGCUCCAGAAGGGCUAUUGGAAUCUUCAUACGAUGAUCCAUCUGGGGAUGAUGACAUCUUUUCGCUAGACAACCACAGAAGAAGGCUAGAAUCAGACUUCUUUGGGAGACAAGCCAGGGUUUAG
Colletotrichum gloeosporioides is the source of this 543-nucleotide messenger RNA. RefSeq lists its product as uncharacterized. Lineage: Eukaryota; Fungi; Ascomycota; Sordariomycetes; Glomerellales; Glomerellaceae. The transcript has 2 exons. The record is from RefSeq and is a predicted model, not a curated record. The coding region runs from base 1 to 543 and encodes 180 amino acids.